Nymphaea colorata (pocket water lily) is the source of this 3764-nucleotide messenger RNA. Its product is annotated as phototropin-2-like. Gene Ontology annotation, cellular component: plasma membrane; nucleus; cytoplasm. The coding region runs from base 458 to 3520 and encodes 1020 amino acids. Gene Ontology annotation, molecular function: electron transfer activity; protein serine/threonine kinase activity; heme binding. Gene Ontology annotation, biological process: protein phosphorylation. The record is from RefSeq and is a predicted model, not a curated record. Lineage: Eukaryota; Viridiplantae; Streptophyta; Magnoliopsida; Nymphaeales; Nymphaeaceae. The transcript has 24 exons.
AUGGCAGGCGGCAAAAUCUUCUUUUCUUGCAUGCAGAACAAACUGGAGAUCGGCGACGGUGGAGGUUUCUCGAGCGAGUUGAUCCGACGGCCAGCGUCGAAUGGCAACGAGUGACAGUUGGACUAUUUAGCCGCUUCUCAUUAUCUGCUUCUCAACUCUGGAGCUUAGUUGAAAUCUCUCUGUCCUCUCUCUCUCUCUCUCUCUGUUGUCAUUUGAUCUUCCUUCCUUCCCUUUCGAGACGGACUCUGCGUGUUUCUGGAAAAUUGGUACCUCCCGAAGAACUGCAGCUUUUGGGUUUUCAUCAGCAAGGUCUUUCUUGCAAGAAGUUUGUUUUUCUCGGGAAAGUCUCUGGUUUUUUCUUCCUUGAAGACAUGGGAAGGUAUAACAGGGAGAACUACUGAUCUUAGGAAUUAUGCUAUGUCUUGAGACUUGAGAACUGGGCUUGAAACAAAAUAAUAUGAAUCCCUUAACACCCAGGCCUCUGAACUCUGCUUCACAAACAUCACAUGAAGCCUCUAAAGAGGAUCUAUCUUCGACUAGUGAUCAGCGGAAGUCUAUUGAUAUCUUCAAUCCAAAUCAACAAUUUACUUCAGUUGAGGUUAAUGAUUCAUCAACAUCAGGCCCAUAUGUAUAUUCAAGGGGAAUGAUUGAAGCUUCAAACAUUGGUGAACCAAUUGAACGAGAGCAAAGAUCUGCAUCUGAUAGGUUCAAGGAACCUGUUGAUAAAUGGAUGGCAUUUUCUACCGGGACUCCCCAAAGCAUGAAAGAAAACCUAAUAAAAGAUCAGAUGGAUUCUCCACUCUAUGGGAAAGGUUUCCUGGAUGGAGAAAAUGGAAGCAGCUCUCGGCAGACAUCUAAGCACAUGUUUUCUCAGGUAGAGGAUAGUAGCAUCUUAAGUGGUGCUGGCAUGGCAGAAAGGGCAGCUGAAUGGGGAUUGGUUAUUAAGACAGACCAAUCAGUAGGUGUCACUAAGAAAUCAUCAGAAGAGGUCCGAGAGGAUGUUCAGAGCACAUUGGGAAAAUUUCCUGGUUCUAACAGGUCAUCUGAAGAAUCAAAUCAGAGAGAAUCAAGCUUCUCAACUGUCCCUAAAGAGUUGAAAGAUGCUUUAUCUACAUUGCAACAAACUUUUGUUGUCUCAGAUGCAACGAGACCUGACUGUCCAAUUAUGUAUGCCAGUGCAGGCUUUUUCAGUAUGACUGGCUACUCGCUGAAAGAAGUGAUCGGAAGAAACUGUCGCUUUCUUCAGGGACCUGAUACUGAUCACAUGGAGGUUUCAAAAAUAAAGGAAGCUUUGAGGACAGGAAGAAGCUAUUGUGGGAGAUUGUUGAACUAUAAGAAGGAUGGCACUCCUUUCUGGAACCUUCUAACAAUCACACCUAUAAAGGAUGACAGUGGGAAAGUUAUUAAAUAUAUUGGAAUGCAGGUUGAGGUUAGCAAAUAUACGGAGGGCUUAAAUGAAAAAUCCUUGAGGCCAAACGGGCUGCCUAAAUCUCUCAUUCGUUAUGAUGCUCGUCAAAAGGAAAAAGCCAUUUCCUCAAUUACUGAAGUUGUUCAGACAGUGAUGCAUCCUCAUUCUAAUAAACAAAUGGUCGAUAAUGAGGUCCCAAGCAAAGGCCAAGGCAUUGGGAAUGAUCCAUUGAAGAUCGACUCAGCGGGAAAAGAAUCAAUGGAUAAUGUAAAAGAGGAUAGUCAGCAGACUGAUCAAUCCAUUGCAUCCAGAAGAAGCAGCAAUCUUAGCAAGAGUUCUGGAAAAUCAGAGCGACUUUCGAUAAAAGGAUCUAGAAGAAGAGCAUCAAGUCUAGCAAAAAAGGAAGAAUCUGAAACUCCUAUUGAGCCAGAGAUUUUGAUGACAAAAGACAUAGAACGAUCUAACAGUUGGGACCGUCUGCAGAGGGGGCGAGAUAUCCGUCAAGCAAUUGAUUUGGCCACAACACUGGAACGUAUUGAAAAAAAUUUUGUCAUUACAGAUCCCAGGCUUCCCGACAAUCCAAUUAUAUUUGCAUCUGAUAGCUUCCUAGAGCUGACUGAGUAUACUCGAGAAGAAAUUCUUGGAAGAAACUGCCGGUUUCUCCAAGGUCCUGAAACUGAUCAAGAAGCUGUAUCCAAAAUAAGAGAUGCUAUUAAAGAACAAAGGGAAGUCACUGUUCAGUUGAUUAACUACACAAAGAAUGGGAAAAAGUUUUGGAACUUAUUUCAUUUGCAGCCUAUGCGUGACCAGAAGGGUGCACUUCAAUACUUCAUUGGUGUCCAAUUAGAUGGAAGUGAUCAUGUUCAGCCUCUUCAAAAUCGUCUUUCAGAAGCCUCAGAAAUGGAGAGCACUAAAUUGGUGAAAGCCACUGCUGAGAAUGUUGAUGAAGCAGUUCGUGAACUCCCAGAUGCGAAUUUGACUCCUGAUGAUUUAUGGGCUAUUCAUUCCAAACCUGUAUUCCCUAAGCCACACAAAAAGGAUAGCUCCUCUUGGAAAGCAAUUCAAAAGAUAACUCAACAAGGCGAGAAGAUUAAUUUGAGACAUUUCAAGCCUAUAAAGCCAUUGGGUUGUGGUGACACUGGCAGUGUUCAUCUAGUGGAGCUUAAGGGUACUGGUGAGCUGUAUGCUAUGAAAGCUAUGGAUAAGUCAACAAUGUUAAAUCGUAACAAGGUCCAUCGAGCUUGCGUAGAAAGAGAAAUAAUUUCUAUGUUGGAUCACCCUUUUCUUCCCACUCUCUAUACUUCUUUUCAGACUGCCACACACGUUUGUCUAAUAACAGACUUCUGCCCUGGAGGUGAGCUUUUUGCAUUGCUUGACAAGCAGCCUAUGAAAGUGCUGAAGGAAGAUGCUGUGAGGUUUUAUGCUGCAGAAGUUGUGGUUGGCCUGGAAUAUCUUCAUUGCCUAGGUGUGAUCUAUCGAGAUCUCAAGCCUGAAAAUAUUCUACUUCAAAGAGAUGGACACAUAUUGUUGACUGAUUUUGACCUUUCCUUUUUGACAUCCUGUAAACCACAAAUUGUGAGAAACUCAUUGAAGGCAAAGAAACGAAGGUCAAGAAAUGAAAUUCCUCCAACAUUUCUUGCAGAACCGACUACUCAGUCAAAUUCAUUCGUGGGAACUGAAGAGUACAUUGCUCCAGAAAUUAUUACUGGUACCGGCCAUAGUAGUGCCAUUGACUGGUGGGCUCUUGGAAUCUUGUUAUAUGAGAUGCUUUAUGGCAGAACACCUUUCCGAGGGAAAAAUCGACAGAAAACAUUUGCAAAUAUUUUGCACAAGGACCUCACAUUUCCUAGUAGCGUACCUGUGAGCCUUGAAGCAAGACAACUAAUUCAUCGGCUAUUGCACAGAGAUCCUAUAAGCCGUCUAGGAUCAAAUGGUGGUGCUAAUGAAAUCAAGCAACAUCCUUUCUUCCGUGGGAUAAAUUGGCCCCUUAUCCGAUGCAUGAUGCCACCUCAGCUAGAUGUGCCAAUUCAAAUGAUAAGGAAAGAAUCAGACACUUUUGAUUGGCAAUGGGAGGAUGACAAGAUGUUUUUUCAAUCCUCAGAUAUUUUUUGACUGUUCAAUUGCCACGUUUUCACCUGAAGCGAAUAGGGAAUUGAGAAACUCAAUCGAGUGGAAGAGCAGUGCAGACUUCACGUUCUUUGGCAGUGUUAUGCUAUCCAGCAAUGUGGUAGAUAUUGUAGUGGAGUAUAGGCAACAUCACACCCUUGACAUUAGUUCAGGGGUGUAACUAUGUUGUAUUUGUAACUAUGUAUUGAGUAUACCUUACAAUAUAAUCCGCAUCUGGUAUUUUGGAGUA